UCAAUCUAUUACUAUGUUACAACGCGGGAGGGUCACACUAGCAGAAACAUGGAUCCUGGACGAGGUGUCGUCGCCACUGGACUUGGCAAAUCUUACUCGCCCUUUUCCAGGCCCCAUUCUUAUAUGAUGGCAGCUGCUCCUAACAAUUCUUCGAAAAGUUUAAAGGGCAUUAUUGCAGGAGGCAUCACAGGUGGCAUUGAAAUCUGUAUUACAUUCCCGACAGAAUAUGUAAAAACUCAGCUACAGCUGGAUGAGAAAUCUGGUCAAGCUAAACGAUAUAAAGGUCCAAUAGAUUGCGUGAAAGUUACAGUGUCAGAACAUGGUGUUCGGGGCUUGUAUCGAGGACUUAGUGUAUUACUCUAUGGUUCCAUCCCCAAAUCUGCUGUCAGGUUUGGUGCUUUUGAAGAAUUCAAGAAACGCUCUGUGGAUGAGAAGGGAAACUUGCCAAUGAAUAAACGAUUGCUGUGUGGUUUAGGUGCUGGUGUGUCUGAAGCAAUAUUAGCAGUUACUCCAAUGGAAACUGUUAAAGUAAAAUUCAUCAAUGAUCAGACCUCAGCCAAUCCAAAGUUUAAAGGUUUCUUCCAUGGAGUAAGUCAAAUUAUCAAAGAGAAAGGAAUCCGUGGUGUAUAUCAAGGGUUGACACCAACUAUCCUGAAGCAGGGUACAAACCAAGCAAUGCGAUUUUUUGUUAUGGAAACGCUCAAAGAUAAAUACAGAGGUGGGGACCCAAAUAUCAAAGUUCCUACUCUUCUAACUGGGCUUUUUGGAGCAAUUGCUGGUGCUGUAUCUGUAUUUGGUAAUACUCCUAUUGAUGUCAUAAAAACACGAAUGCAGGGUCUAGACGCUCAAAAAUACAAGAAUACCCUUGAUUGUGUGAUCAAAGUUAUGAAAUACGAAGGUCCAAAAGCAUUCUACAAAGGAACCAUUCCACGUCUCAGUCGUGUCUGUCUUGACGUAGCCAUUACUUUCAUGAUUUACGACAGCUUCAUGAAUUUCUUCAACAAAAUUUGGAUAACGUAACCCGGCCUGCAAUUCACUAAAGACAACGACCACUGCUCAUGUAUCAACUACUGCUAUAUCCUCGGACUUGAUCUCCCUUUCUGCAUCCCAUGUCUUCAACUUGAAAAAUUCUUGUGUUUUUUGAAGAGACAAACUGCUUGGUUGUAUUAUCUGCUGAUUUCUGUUAAAUUAUCUGAACCUUUUUUUGUUAAAUUUAUAUAUACAUAUAUAUAUUUGUAAGAACUUACUUCGAAAAAUAUGUUUUAAAGCAGCAUAAUCCUUUAAUUCAAAGGGUUUUGAUGUUAUUUUAUGUUUUUAAGAAUUAUUGAUUGGAUUUAAUUACCUGCAUCAUUUGAUCAUUGAAAAAUCUUAUACAUUUCUUUAACAUAUAUCCAUACAUAGACGACAAUCUUUAUGAGGUUGUCAUGACUGCUAGAAAUAGUUGAAUCUCCCUCAAAUAAUGACUGCUGUCUUGGAAAUGAAGGGACCCAUUAGACAAUGUAGUCUCCAGACAGAGUGGUCAUAACUGGAAUGGAUUUGUUCAUUGGCCUGCUUUGCUAUUUCAAUUCAUAUUAAUGCUUUAAACAUAAGUAAUUUUGUUUAAAUUUUACAUGCAUUUAUAUAUAUAUUGUAAUAAUAAUAAUUAUUAUAGAUGUGAUGCAAAUGUACAUUAGCAGACACACAGAUACACUGAAAAACAGAAGUAGAAUCAGAAAGCCAGCUUGAAGGAACUGAGCAUAUAUGUUCCUUUUGGUUUUGGAGCACAUGCGAGCAUAUAAUCAAACAUAUAUAUGUGAACAUGUACACACAACUGCACCUGCCUUUCCCUUUUUAUUUUUUUUAAUUAUGGGGAAUGUCUGUAUUUUGUAUAUCUUCCACUAUUAAAAUACUACCUACAUACAUUCCCCGAGAAACUAUAGAAUAUUUCAAAUAAUUCCACUUUUGGUUCAUUAAAAGAAAAGCAUUUCUCUAAACAAUAUUGUUUAUCACAAGAGAUUACCACUUAUGUUAACUUUUUCAUUAUCUGAUAUGUACUUGCUGUUUAUUUAAACUGCUGUCGUGAUUCUGCUGGACAAAUGUUUUGUAAAAAUCUAAAUACAUUUUAUGGGAAAUAUUAUUUUGACAUGGUCCAACCCAUGCCAGUAUGGAAAAAUGGAUGUUAAACGAUGAUAAUGAUGAUUAUUAUUAGCUCUUCUAUUUUGAUUCCUGUUGAAAUUAGUAUUUCAUUUUUGUUUUUCAAAAUUUAUCUAAAAAAACUUCAUUAAAUUUAAAUAAGGCAAUUUAUAAAAUCAUUUAUGGAAGUGGUUUUGUGAAUAAGAUGUUGGAUUUGAGAUAAGAAGUGGCUUUGAUCUCAUUCCAUUUAUUUUGCCAUUUAUUAAAAAAAUAGACAAGGAAAUUUCUCACAGCUAUUGUCCUAAGUUGCUCACUCAUAUUUUUGUAGGACAAAACCCAAGAGUAAUCCCUAUCAUGACAUUAUAAAUUUAUUUUUGCUUUUUUUAAUGGAAAAGACAAAAAUGUGUCAAGAAAAAGAAAAAAAAACUGCGUGGUUGUCUCAAUUUUCAUUUUUUUUUUCUUAUUCUAUCAAUUUUGAGCCUUUAUUUCAUCGAUUGAAUACUAUUUGAUGUGCUUUUAUUCAGUUCACUUUUGAGUAAAAGCCUGUAUCGAUUUAAUGGGGAAAAAAAACUAUAAAAUUUGGUUUAGAAAAAUUUUUUUUUCAAUCUUGAAGAUAGUAUUUUCAGAUUUAUAUUCUCCUAUUCUAUUUGGUAAAAUUUAUCAUUAUAUUAACCUGUUGUUAAUCAAUCAUUUCUAUUUUGUUUAUUAAUCAAAAUACUGUUUCUAAAUUUUUUUUUUUUUUGUCUUUGACUGGCCCAAAAAUUCUUGUAAAAUUUUAUUUGAAUCAUUCUUCUUUGAGUGAAGAUUUUGAUUGGAGUUUUAAAGGGAGAAAGGACAUGAAAAUAGAAAUUAAAGCUAUUUAUAUAUUGAGGUUUGUAUUGUGAAGUGAUUUUUAUAGUGAGUAGCAUGAAGAAAUAUGAAGAAACUUUAAAAUGUUUGUGUGAUGUAAGCAGACAACUGUAUUGUACCAAACAUUAUAGCUGACCAGCGAUUUUUCUUCUGAUACUUUCUCAGAUAUAUAAAGACAGAAGAAAAUGAAAACUGGUACAAAUGUGGCAGUGGUUUCCACCAAACUGCUAUUUCCAUAAUACGUAUUACCUAUAGCAUUUAAACUUUAGGUAAUGUUGGCCAAUGUUUUAAUACAUGUGAUAUACGAUACACAUUCCAUAAAUGAAAGUUUUGUAUUUUGAAUGAGUUAAGACACUAAACUAACUUGAAUAAAUGUUAUGUCUUUUAAAUAUUCUGUUGGUUUGAACAGUGAAUUUUCAAAUAUAAAAAAUAUCAAAAUCAUGUUGUUCAUUUUUAAAUAGCUAAAAUGAUUAAUCAGAUAUUGCUGUUAUAUUUGGAUAUUUCAUUUUUAUUAUUUUAUUUAUUUUUAAAAAUGUAAAUCCCUUCCAAUGUCUCAAACAUUUUUUACUAAUCAUAAUUUUGAUGCUGUCUCAGAUUAUACUUUGUAACUUUGAUAGCAAAUAUUGUUGCUAAGAAUCAGAAAUUUCAAAUAUUUCAGUUAGGUUUGUUUUCGCUACUUUCUCUUAUUUAUAUAUUUAAUUUUUGAAAGUUUUCCACCUAAGCCACUUAUUUACCAUACGUUAGUAGUAUAUUCUUUUAAGGCAUUAGCUACUAAUAAAAGUAUGAUAUAACUCUAAUCAUUAUAGUAUGUUAAUUAACAGGAAUUCUGAGCAUAUCAUUGAUAUAAACUAUUUUAUGGUUUUUAUAUUUCAUGGCAUUAAUUAUCCAAAAUAAUAAGUAGAAGAAAAUAUCUUUUGAAGUAACUUUUAAAAAAUGUUUCAUGUAAUUUUAUGUGAAGUAUGUAAACUACAUCAUUAAUUAGGGUGGAUGCUGUGAUUAUAUUUCAUCAGCAGAAGCAUUUGUUUAGUCCAAUGUAGUAUGCUUAUAUUGUGAGGACAGAGCCACAAAAUAUAAAGUAAUGGUGAUUAUAGAAUUCAUAACAAAUAUUAGAUCCUUGGAGGUCUUUCAUCUCUGUGAUAAAGCAUAACAUUAUGAUUUUCUUCAUUUGUUCUAAGAAUUAUGCUAAUUAUCACUUCUGUUGAGAAAUUAUUUGAUCAGCAAUGGAAAUUAGUUUCAUAUUUUACUAUUGAUUCUAUGCAGUAAACACACAGACUAGGCUGUUGAUGCUGCAAUCUAUAUUUUAGUUCAGUGUUCAUAAUCAGCAGAAAAAUAAAGCUGACAUGCUUCAAGGGAAGAAACAUUUGGUGAAUAGAUCUUGAUUAGUUUUUUUUUUUUCCAUUUAAGAUAAUGUUCAAGAAAGAUAACUCAAUGUAAUCCAACUGCCAAAAAAAAAAAUCAAGGAAUAGCUAUUUUUCCUGAUAUUGUUUAGAAUCAACAGCCCCACUGAUGUCACAUAGUGCUUCCUGGGAUUUGAUGAGUGGCAGUGAAGGUGGGUAAAGUAUGAUCUCCCCUUUGUAGUCACAAUGGAAUAUGAUUUUCCAUCUUUAAAUUUUGUUUGCAAAUUUAGAAUUUUUUAAAAUAUUGAUUAUAUUCUGCUGAGGAAAAUUCAAAUUUCUGAAAGACAUUGGCUUUAAGUUUGUUAUAUCAGCUUCAUUAUAAUAAGAUUUUUAAAAAGUGUUUAUAUUUUAAAUUUUGAGGCCAUAUAUUGCUAUUGCAGAGCUAAAUUAAAUGUGAUAGAUAUUUGAAAGCAGCUUAACAUUUGAACUUUCCUAUGUUCAGUUAUUACUGCCUGAAGUUUUUUUUUUAUCCAUUCAAUUUUAAUAUGCUAAUUUUCUUUCUCAAGAAUGCAAAUGUAAUUUUUAGUCAAUUAGUGCUACUCUUAUUGUUUUCUCCCUUUUUUAAACAGCUAUCUCAUUGAUGGAAUUGUUCUUUAACAUUGGAUUUUAAUUAAACAUUCAAAAGCAAUAACAGGAAAUUUUCCAGUCGUUAAAACACUUUGUGGCUUAUUGAAAUUGUCAGAAAAUAGAAUGCUGUAGUGAUCAGAAUGUCUUUAGAAUUGCUCUUCAAUUUCUUGUAUACAAAUGCAGUAGAAUGUAGAGUUGGUGUACAGAUAUUUACAUAUUCACUAUAGAACUUUUUCCUCUUUAAACAACAGUAUACUGAUUUUUUUCUUUCCUUAUCUUAGAAAUAAAAGAUUUUUUUUAUUUCAAUGUAGUUUAAUUUUAAGGUAUUUGCAACUCAGAUCAGAUUGAACGAAAAAUUUUUCAAUUUUUGAUUGAAGACAAUCAUUUUUGGAUUCUUUAUUUAAAAUUUUAUUCCAAAUCAAUUAUCAGGAUGUGUCAUCUCCAACAAAAUUGGAUCUAAAGUCCCUUUAGAAGACAUUAUGUGUGCGAAUAUGAAUGCCAACUAUUCAGUUUAAAAUAAUAAUGAUUAUUCAGAUCUUUUUAGAAUAUUAAUCAUGUUGUCAUUCACCAGGAUAGUUAAAAAUCUUAACAAGUCACAGUCUGUUUAAAGGUAGAAUAAAUCUUUAAUAGAAAUGUAAAUAUAAUGAUUAACUUUCAACAGGAUACACAUUAUAAAACUGUACCCUAAUCCAUCCUGCUUUUACACUUGACAAAUAUCAGGUUCCACUGGUUGUGACUUAAUAAUAACAACAUGGACUGAACAGUUCUAUUGAUACUGAUAUCAACCAAAUCUACUAUUUAAAGCAAUAAAAUUUUCUUUUUUGAAAGUCUGUGAUUAAUGAUUGUCUGAAUGUAAAUAUAGUUUGAGUAUUUGAGAUCAUUCUUUAGUUCAUACAUUUGGGUUUUCCAUAUCAGGUGUUACAUUUUCUUUAGAAAUUAUUUAUCAAAUUUGAAGUUUUUUUAAUUAUAAAAACAAAUUUAGUUUUUCCUUGUUUUUAUUAGUGUUGGAUGUACAGAGAAUUCUGUGCCUUUGGGACCAUAUUUCUUAAAACUAGUGAUUUGAUGUACUUUUGGCAACUAUAUUGUAGAUAACGUCAUUACAUAUAAGAGUAUGACAAUGAAUUAUAUAUAUAUAUAUAUAUAUAUAUAUAUAUAUAUAGUUAAAUCAUGAUUUAAAGAAGUACUUAAUACAAACUUAGAAUGAAAUAGUUUAUUUCGGUUGGUCAAGUGGUCUGUUACUUGGUAGUUUUAACACUGUGCACCUUGCUAUGGAAACAUCAGAGUAACAAGCCACUGGCCUGGCCUAAAUAAACAUAUAAACUUCGAUUAUGGUUAUUUUGGAGCAUUCAGUCUAUUUAAAGAUAGAGAUAAUUUUUGUCUCACAUAAAUUUCAGUUAUUUUGUUGUUUUUUCUUUUUUAUAAAAUAAAGCAAUUUCUGAGAAGAUGUAACAAAGACUGAAUAAGCUUUCGUUAUUAUAUUUUGUUUAGUGUAAAAGGCUCACAUACCUGUUGUUUUUUUUUUUUGUUAGUGAAGAAAUGUGCUAUUGUUACAUAUUUGACAAGUGAUGCAUUAUGUAUGCAUACGUCAAUGUUAAUAGAAUUUAACGAAAAUGAAGAAUAAAGUAUAUUUAUAUGAAGA
This is a messenger RNA of Octopus sinensis (East Asian common octopus), 6564 nucleotides long. Its product is annotated as tricarboxylate transport protein B, mitochondrial. Gene Ontology annotation, biological process: mitochondrial citrate transmembrane transport. The coding region runs from base 49 to 1020 and encodes 323 amino acids. The transcript is spliced from 7 exons. Lineage: Eukaryota; Metazoa; Mollusca; Cephalopoda; Octopoda; Octopodidae. The record is from RefSeq and is a predicted model, not a curated record.